Messenger RNA from Anopheles arabiensis, 3555 nucleotides. RefSeq names its product suppressor APC domain-containing protein 2. Bases 1171 to 3240 code for a protein of 689 amino acids. The transcript has 2 exons. NCBI's taxonomy places the organism in Eukaryota, Metazoa, Arthropoda, Insecta, Diptera, Culicidae. The record is from RefSeq and is a predicted model, not a curated record.
UCACUGCUGAAAUUCGUAUGCACCAAUUCCGCCCCUUACUGUGCUGUGUGUGUGUUUGUAUGUGUGUGUGUCUGUAUGUAGGGAAUGCACACCCCUAAAUGCCAAUGUUUUUUUUGCUCUUCUUCUCUCGCUCUCUUUCUCAAAUUUGUCCCAUUUCAACGACCUCCUUCCUCCGCCAACCCUUCUUGUUGCUCGCUCCAUCCGUGUGUGACAAAACCAUCCAACGACCCCUUCAAACGCAGGGGCAGAGGGAGACAGGCGGCAGCUGAUUUGUGUGUGUGUUCGGAAUCAGGUUCUGCCCCUUCACCUCCCCGUUAAAGCGAGGGUGGAAGGGAUGCAAACGCAAAGGGAAGGGAAAAAUACACACACAAAAGAGAGAGAGAGAGAGAGAAAGGGAGAGAACACAACAAAGCAGAAAGUUCAAACGCGUAAAGGCGCGCUGCGGCAUUCUCUCGCGUGACUUCACGGGCGACGGAUGCUGUCCGCGUGCUGCGCGCUGAUCGUUGUUGUACGGGGGUUCGUCGCUUGCUGUGAUCGGGUCGGACGGAAGAAGCUUUCGCAUAGAGAGAGGAGGGGUCCGUUGGUAUCGGGUGUUGGUCGUUUCAAACCUUGAAAGUGGCAAGCGUUAGUUAAGAGUGGUCUUGAAGUGAUCUGCAUACGUUUGUUGGUCUGGUGAAGUGAUUAACGAUCUUGUGUGAUCGUGCAGCUGUGUUAAACGUCUGCCGUUAAACAGUGGUGUUAAUAAUAUCUCGUGUGAUAGAAACAGAAAAGCAAGUAGAAAGCAACUCUUCUAUAGGGUGAUACCUGUGCGUUGCCAGGUACGACGUUUCUGUCUGUGCGCGAACGCACCAAGAAGGAUACGAAAAGUGAAUGAAUCGUGCAGCCUGAGGCGCUAUUAUACGCUCACAAACCCACAGAGAGAGAGAGAGAGAGAGAGAGCACUUGUGACGCUUUGUACAUGUGUGUGUGUGAAGUGUGUUAAAAGCAAAACAACAAUCAAGUGUCCCGUUUCCGAAAAGGAUCCGAAAGGAAAGCAAGAAAACUGGACGGGCGGACGCGAGCGCCUUAAAACGUGUUUGCGCGCGCCACCUGGAUGGGGCAGUUUCUCUUGCGUUACUGGAUGACUGGCCUCGUGUGUGUGUGUGUGCAUUUGGUUCGGCAAAGUGAGCGAUGGACCCACUGCCCAACCGCAACCGAAAGAACAUACUAUCGCUGAGCGUGCAACGGACGGCGACCACGGCAACGACGGCGUCAGACAUGACGUCAGCAAUGGGGACACACCUGCACCGUCAGCAACAACCCCAGCAGCCCCAGUACCACAAUCGACACACGGCCCUCCCGGGACAACCGGGCGUCGUGCUGCCUGGGGCAUCGUCCAGCCCACUGCUGGUGCAUUCCAGCUCGGCGUCUGCCAUACCGGACAGUCGCCCGUACAAUCCCCAACUACCACCACCACCACCACCACAUCAUCACCAUCAUCACCUUCACCUUCAACAACAACAGCGGCAGCAGCAGCAGCAGCAGCAGCAUGAGGAAGGCGGUUUGCCGAAAGCGUUCGUCGCCGCCAUGCGCACCCUGUUCGACAUCAUGGACGAUCGGAAGACGGGCUGCGUGCGGCUGGCCGACAUCGAGGAGCGCUGGCAGGACGACGGCUCGAAAGGGCUGCCACGUGGUGUCAUCGAAAGUUUGCGCAAGGUAACGCCCCCGAACGGUCUUCUCUCGUUCGAGCGCUUCUGCAGCGGCCUCAAGAUCUGCCUGUUGCGCAACCAAUCGAGUCCACUGUCCAGCUCACCGCUGGGGCUCGUCUCGCCCCACUCGACCUCAUCCUCACCGCUCGCAAGCCGCGAUGAGCCGCCGCUGAAAGCGUCCAUGGCAAAGCUGUCCCUCUCGCGGCCACCUUCCGCACCGCUGCUCGAUCUCGAUGGUGGUGGUGGUGGUGGUGGUAGCAAUGCCGCCAAGCUGCCCACACUGGCACCCGUUUCCGCCUGGCACGCGACCGGUCCAACGACCAACACGGCCACCGUACGCCCGAACAACGCAAUGCCGGCGCAGAAAACGCUCAGCAUGCCGCAGCUACUCAGCCCGGACGGUGAGUUGGAGCUGGAACGGCCGCCGAUCAUACUGCCGGGCGCAUUCGGACCACCGAAACCACCGCGCGUCUCGCUAAAUCUGGAGCGCAAUGCGCAACAGCAUGCGCAGCAGCACCAACAACUUCCGCUACACAAUCCAAUGAUUGGUGGAGUGGGUGGUGGCGGUGGUUCCAGCAUUGAUAAGGCAGAGAUCCGCAACGCGCUUCAGAACUGGCAAAUGUCACUGCUGCUUGGGGAAGCGGGCGGAGAUAAGGGCGAUUCGGGCAAGGGCACACUGCGCCCGCUAGCACGUGGUUCCGCCGACGGGCAGACGGACCUGUCCACCUCCUCGCCCUCCCUGCAGUCCAUCAAUCAGCUCGACGGCGCUCGGCUCAGUUCCGGCGGCCUGUACCAGAAGAAAUCGCCCGGUGCGGCUGGGCGGCGCCGGGAGCCGCGACGCCACACGCUCCAGAACGGCGUCGACUACAACAUGCUGAAGCGGCUGAAGCAGAUCGAGCAGGAAAAGGACAUCCUGCUGCAGGGGCUGACGGCGGUCGAGCGGGCCAGGGAGUGGUACCACAAGCAGCUGGCGGCGGUGCAGGAAAAGAUGCGAUACCUGGGCCGUCCCGGAUCACACAUGGAAACGUGGACCGAAACGCAACAGGAACGGCUCGAUCUGCAGCGGGCCAGGGUGCUCGAGGUGAACCGCCAUCUAAUGAUGCUUGCCGAAAGCUGGGAACGGGGCGGUUUCCCCAUGCACAUGAACCUUGCCCUACGGCCACUGCCCGGCGGGUUCGCGGGUGCUCCGGGCCACUAUCAGCAGCAACGGUCGCUGCAUCGUCCGGCACAGCCGAACGCUAGCAUUCCACCGGCGGUACCACCACCACCAACAGCGUCUGCAGGAGCAACAUCUUCAGCGGGAAAUUACCAACCGACAUCCAGUUCCCAGUCGCAUCAUCUCCAACAGCAGCAGCAGUCCCAACAGUCGCCGGAAAUGGUAAACCAUCUGAAGCAGCAGAACCAUCAGCUUUGCGAGGAGAUUAACCAGAAGAACGAGAAGCUGUCCCUGCUCGAGCGGGAAAAAGCGGCACUGAUCCGGGAGCUGCUGCAGCUGCAGCGGACCAACCGGGCCAGCAGCAUGAUAUCGAACACGGAGGAGCUGGUGUUCUGAGACACUUGCCGAGGGUGCUCGCAGUGCCAUUUUGCAAAAAGAGAUUUCUUCCCCCGUUCUACCACCCCGAAACAAUACGCUAGUCAUCACGUGUUGUCGAGCUGUGCGCCGUAGAGAUUCGUCUGUUUGGCGGGCGGGCUUUGUUUUAGCGAUGUUAGGGCCGAUCUUAAAGGAGGCAACACAGCCACGUACCAGGUGCUUCUUUCAUAUCGUCAGUGUUCGUUAAAAUAAAAGAACCGGACGCUCACGCGAGGAUUGUGUGUGGAUGAUUGGUUUAUAAAACGAAAUAAAGUAAAUGAUUAUUUUAACUACAAA